CUUGACUUCCUUGUUCGCGCAGAAAGAGGAACUAACAACACUGCAGCGCUUCUUUUAUUACAAUGGUGACAGAAUAAUCAUCAUUUAGUGGAUCUUUUUGCGCGUACAAGCUGCAGAGAUGGCGCACUGGGUGCAGCAGGGAGAGAUGACGGAGUACAGGAAGAGUAUGAUCAAACGGGAGAUGGAGAUGGGCAUGGUCAUGACGGUCUUCAGGCAGAAGGUGGAGAGACUUACUGUGCAGGUCAUCAUGGAAACACGUCAGAUUGCGUGGACACGUACCGCGGACAAGACUGAUGGUGUCUUGGACCUAUUUGAGAUCAAAGAAGUUCGUCCAGGCAGAAAUUCCAAAGACUUUGAGCGCUUGAAAGAUGGCAAAGAUAAACAUGAGGAAAAUACUUGUUUCACCAUCUUCUAUGGCUCACAAUUUGUCCUCAACACCUUGAGUCUGGGAGCCGAUUCUGUGGACGAUGCACAGAAAUGGCUAUAUGGACUUGAAAUGUUAGUUCAAGAGACACUGGCCACUCCUACUCCAGUUGUUAUUGACAGCUGGCUGAGAAAGAAGAUGUAUUCUGUCAAUCAGACAAAAACAAACAGCAUAUCCAUGAAAGAGCUGAAGACCCUUCUUCCUUUGCUCAACUACAAGCCUCCUAAUGCUCGCUCUCUGAAAGAAAAAUUCCUGGAAGUGGGAGCAAAACACGAUCGUUUGGACUUUGAGCAGUUUCAUAAAUUGUACAAUCUAAUAAUGUUUGAACAAAAUGAGAUUCUUGACGAGUUGAAAAAAGAUGGCUCUUUUAUUUUGGGUAAUACAGACAAGCCUGACGCCUCGGUCGUUCUGCUCCACGACUUUCAAAGAUUUCUCAUCUAUCAGCAGAAGGAGUAUUGGGCUAGCGAUCUGAAUCAGGUGAAAGAGUUGAUGACCACUUUCAUUGACGACACCAUGAGAAAAACCAAUGACCCUGAGUUCACCGUCAGUGAGUUCCUCAGCUUCCUGUUUUCUAAGGAGAACUCUUUAUGGGAUGAGAAGUUGUCCGACAUUUACAACCAAGACAUGAACAACCCUUUGUCUCACUACUGGAUCAAUUCAUCACACAACACUUACCUGACAGGUGACCAGCUUCGUAGCGAGUCUUCCACGGAGGCCUAUGUGCGCUGUCUACGCAUGGGAUGUCGCUGUGUUGAAUUGGAUUGCUGGGAAGGGCCAGGAGAACCCAUCAUCUAUCAUGGCUGGACCAGGACCACCAAAAUCAAGUUUGAAGAUGUGGUGAAAGCCAUCAAUCAACAUGCUUUUGUGACUUCUGAGUUCCCAGUCAUACUGUCCAUAGAAGAGCAUUGCCCACUGGAGCAGCAGCGUCAGAUGGCUCGAAUCUUCAGGGACGUGUUUGGAGACAAACUACUAAUUGACCCAGUGGAGCAAAUGGCUGAGCAGCUACCUUCUCCCACACAACUGAAGGGCAAAAUUAUCCUCAAACAUAAGAAGCUCAGUGUUGAUGGUAGUGUUGUCACCAAAGACUUCAGAACUUGGCAGAAACAAGGAGACUUGGAGAUGUGGGAUCCUGUGAAUCAGUGCUGGAAUAAGCACUACUGUGUGAUCUCCAAUGACAUGCUGUACUACGCUGAGGAGUAUGAGGAGGAAAAGGAAGACCUCAAGAAGUACCAGGACCUUCAAUGUGGGGACACGUGGUUCCAUGGUCACAUAAAAGAAGGCAGACAAAUGGCAGAGCAACUGAUCCAUGAUUACUGUACAGACAUGAGAGGAAGAGACGGAACCUUUUUGGUCCGACAGAGCGAUCGUGUUGCCACAGACUUCACUCUCUCCUUCUGGCGCAGUGGGAGAGUCCAGCAUUGCCGUAUUCGAUCUUUUUCAGAGGGACAAAACACAAUUUACUACCUGACUGCAAACCUGCAUUUCCCCAGCGUAUUGUCGCUGAUUCAGCACUACAGAGAGCACCCUCUACGCUGUCAAGACUUUGAGCUGCGUCUCACUGACCCUGUACCACAUCCCAAUCCACAUCUGCAACAAGGGUGGUUCUACAGUAACUUGAGCAGAGGCCAGGCUGAGGAUUAUCUGCUUCGGAUUCCCAGAGAUGGAGCAUUUCUCCUCCGACAGAGAGUGGGAGAGCCUGACUCCUUCGCUAUCACUUUCAGAGGUGACGGUAAGGUAAAACAUUGUCGGAUCCAGAAGGAAGGCAGUGUUUACCUGCUGGGGACAACAACUGAGUUUGAGAGCCUAGUGGAGCUAGUAAACUACUUUAAGAAGAAACCCCUUUAUCGCAAGACCAAGCUACGGUACCCAGUCACACCAGAACUUGUGGAACGCUUCAGCACAAUUCAAGUUCCUGACUCCCUGUACGCGAUGAAGACUUAUGUGGAGCCCAAUGAAAUUGAGUCAUCACUACCCAAGAGUACGGCACGGGCGGUUUAUAGCUAUCAGGCCAUGAGGCACGAUGAGCUCACCUUCAGUAAAGGGGCUUUGAUACAUAAUGUGUCAAAAGACAAUGAUGGCUGGUGGAAAGGAGACCAUGGUGGAAAAGUGCAGCUCUUUUUCCCAUCCAACUAUGUUGAGGAAGUGUCCAACAACGCCAAACUUGAAAUUAGGCAACAGGGUAUGGAAGACAAUCCAUUGGGUGAACUAUGUAAGGGUGUUGUGGAUAUCUCCAAGUGCAACAUACAAAACUUGAAAAACGGUAAAAACGGAAAACUGCACGUUUUGACCCUUCAGAAUAUGGAGCAAGACGCUCUGCAUUAUGAUUUGGCAGCAGAAUCUCUGGAGGAGCUUUUUGAUUGGUACAAGGUGGCAUGGGGCAUCACUCAGAGGGAGAUGAGCAAGCAGUUCAGUCGAGAACAAGAGAUCAGACAACAGGAGGAAGUAGAGAAGAAAGCAGAUGUUGCUAUGGAGAUGUCAGACCUGGUGGUCUACUGUCAGCCACGCAGCAAGGAGAAAGACCGCUUUGAUAGCUACAACUACAAGGAGGUUCGCUCGUUUGUAGAGAAUAAGACACCGGGAAAACAUCGGUCAAUGGAGUUCCUGCGGUACAACCACAAGGCUUUGAGUCGGAUCUACCCAAAAGGCCAACGCGUGGAGUCCUCAAACUAUGACCCCUAUCCUCUGUGGUCGGUUGGCUGUCACAUGGUGGCUAUCAACUUCCAGACGGCAGAUAAAUACACCCAGCUGAACCACGCACUCUUCAGUAUGAAUGGACAAACUGGUUACAUUCUACAACCUGAGCUCCUGCGCUCAGAAAACUACGACCCUUUGCGGGAGAAGAAAGAGCUCAAGUACAACAUCCUACUUAAGGUGAUUGCUGCCAGACACCUUCCAAAGCUUGGUCGCUCAAUUUCCAGUCCUUUUGUGGAGAUUGAAGUCUGCGGUCACACUGAAGCCAAGGCUAAGACCAGUGUUUACCGUGAUAACGGUCUGAACCCACUGUGGAAAAGCCCAGCACAGCCAUUCUGCUUCAAAGUGUACGAGCCUGAGCUCACCUUCCUGCGCUUUGUUGUCCAUGAAGAAGACAUGUUCUCAGACCCCAACUUCCUCGCUCAGGCCACAUUUCCCGUAAAAGGUAUCUCUUCAGGUUACCGCUCUGUGCCACUGAAGAACGGCUACAAUGAAAACUUAGAAUUAGCCUCUCUGCUGGUUGAUGUCAAAGUUCUGCAGCCAGAGAACACUGAAGAAGAGUUGUACUCGUCAUCCAGCCAGCUGAAGAAAAAGCCAGCAGAUGUGAGCAGUGAAGGCCUCCUAUACAACACACACACAAACAUAAAACUCUCCUCUGUCCCGAGCCAACCUCCCGCACCAAAUCCAUUAGUGAGAGGACUCAGCAAUAGUGAGAAACAAAGAGCAAAACAAAAGCGGCUAAAAAGCAAUGUAUUCUAUUCUUGAGGCGCCCGAAGAAGCUCGACUGUCACUUGAUCCCAGAAAAACACUGACGAAAGUCAUCUUAUGUUCUCCCUUUUCUACAAAUUGUCAUUUUAAAUGUUUUGAACCAUUUGUAAUUUUUACAUGUUCUGUUUUUAACUAAGUCUAUUCUUGCUGUGUUGCUUAUUGAUUGAUGGAAAACCAGAAACUACUAUUUUGUAUUGACUCAAUAAAUUACAAUUUUUUAGAACAUUAAAAGUGGUUAUCAUAUUUGGAAAUACAUGUUGAAUGAAAAUAAGUUAAGAGCACCUACUAAUGAAUGUCAAACUAAAUUGUUCUGUACAGGUACAGACACUCAAGAGUACUUCAAUAAAGUAAUAAAGUAUUUUUAUACUUCGUUA
This is a messenger RNA of Nerophis lumbriciformis (worm pipefish), 4257 nucleotides long. It is a transcript of the gene plcg2, whose product is annotated as phospholipase C, gamma 2. Gene Ontology annotation, cellular component: ruffle membrane. The record is from RefSeq and is a predicted model, not a curated record. Lineage: Eukaryota; Metazoa; Chordata; Actinopteri; Syngnathiformes; Syngnathidae. Gene Ontology annotation, molecular function: phosphatidylinositol-4,5-bisphosphate phospholipase C activity; protein binding. Gene Ontology annotation, biological process: phosphatidylinositol-mediated signaling; positive regulation of epithelial cell migration; phospholipid catabolic process.